CGGCUUGUGCCCUAAAUUAGCGCGUGUGCUUAAAUGUUAUUGCCCUUUAAUUGAUUUGACUUAUUUUCUUAGAAAGACUGCCAUCGACUGGCUUUCUGCACCAACUAUAUAAGACCAAGUUGUCAAAAAUAUUAUUCAGGUUAGUUUUGCUAAUCAGCAGCACAACUCCGUUAGAGACAGUUAGCUAACAGCUGGCUAGCUCGGUCUAACUUCAGCGUGGCAGUUUGAUUUAAUUCAACAGGUGUUAGCGACAAAGAGAGAAAGUCUCUCUCUCCAGAGGCUUCUCAUCUGUAACCGUCCUGAAGAGAGCUGAAGGCUAAUAUUUUCUUUUUUGCGUUUAGGCUAGCUACAGUUAACUGAAGUGUGUUCAACAAGCUGACUGUCAACGUCAGUUUGCACGUUAGUUAAAGUUUGUCACACUCGUGUCAUGCUCCUCGGUCGCGUCCUGUUGAGCCUCAGGUCGCUGUGUUCAGAAAGCGUUUGCUUACAGAGGAUUUUUGCUGUCAAUGAAGUAUCAGUUCCGAGGCUGCAUCACAUACACUCCAAUCACUGCAAACUUAAGCCACCUGCACACCGGUUCGGACCUAAGGCUCUAGCACAGACCUGUCUGUAUCAGCCAAAAGUGUGUGACAUGCAACCAAUCAGUAUCUCCUAUGGCAAAGACACCACUAGGAUCGCCUCAGAUAGUGAAGAAGGUGGUGAAGGCAAAGAUGUAGUAGAACAGGAGAGAGGGAUAGAAGGUGAGGGAUUGAAGAAGAAAAUGAUGACUCCAGGCCAGGUGGAUGCCGUCAGCAUGGAAGUCCACCAAGGGGCGGCUGACGCUGGAGCCUCCACUGUGUCUACUGCUGCAGGAUCAAAUGAGAAGAAGACAAAGAGGAAGAUGAGGAGGGAGAGGAAGAAGCUUAUGAAGAAAAAGCUCAACUCAGCUGAUGCUUUGGACAGUUUGAUGUCAGAGCUACCAUUUGCUCUGACCAGCCCCACCACAUGGAAAGAGCUAGGAUUCCCCAACCCUGAGUCAACCCAGAAAAAGAGAAAGAGGAAGAGAGGAGACAGUGGAGGUCGAGUGGACAGUGAGGAGGACGGAGACAAGAAGAAAAAAAAGAAAGAGAGCCAACGACCCAACUACUUUGUCUCCAUCCCUAUUACUAACACACAGAUAAGCUCAGCAGUGACUGAAGUCCAAGAGUCGAUGCUUCAGCAGGAGCCCCAGUUGGCCAAGGCCAUGAUCCCCGUCCCAACUCUCCACAUCACUCUGUUAGUCACCCAUCUCGCCAAUCAGGAGCAAAUAGACCUAGCAGCAACCGUGCUGGCACAGGUCGAGCCGUCAUUGGCUGAGCUGCUGGGUGGGCGGGAUCUGGUGCUGCCCUUCUCAGGCAUCGGUCAUUUCAGGAAGGAGGUGGUGUUUGUUGGGCUGGCCCCCGGACAACACAGAGACACACUGGAUAGCCUGGCAGAGUUGUUGCGGAGGCGUUUUGAGGAGCAGGGUCUUCUGCAAGGAGACAGUCGAGGGUUUGAACCCCACCUCACCAUUAUGAAGCUGUCCAGAGCAUCAAAACUACGAUCCCAGGGUAUAAAGCGCGUGGAUCCAGCCCUUUACUCCGACUAUAGUAACAAGUUUUUUGGAGACCAGACAGUGGAGCGGGUGGAUCUUUGUUCCAUGUUGAAAAAGAAGCAACAAGAUGGAUAUUACCACACUGAAACUUCUCUACAUCUUGGUGGGCGUCGCCGGUCCGAGCCCGACGAGGCAGAGCUACUGAGGGUCAGCAGGAGAUUGGUUGAGGAUGCUGUCAAUCGCGCCUUGCAACAGUACAAACAGGAGACACUUCAAAAUGGGGGUGGGCCUAAUGCCACGGCCGUGCAGCUCCCUGGAAACACUGAGGAAACUGCCACAAAGACAGACACUACAGCUAACUCCACCACAGACAACAGGAAGUGACAUCAUUGGACUGCGGUACAGAGACUGCAAAACCAGCCGCCCAGAAAACAUCAGCCAGGCCUGGCUAACCAGGGGCAGAGUCAUUAAGCUCUGGGCAGAAAGCCUGAACCAGCCAACCAGUCAGCCCAGUUUGCUGUCUAACUAAACCAGCUAGCCAACCAUAACGGCUAGCCAGUCAUGCCAGCUACCUGCCCUCCUGACCUAGCUUGGCACAAUGCUAGUUAAAUAGAUAAUGUAGCUUAAGAUCAGUGCUACUAGGUGACCGUCCAAACAGGCCAGCUAGCAAAGCCUGUAAGUUAACUCACUAACAUCUAACAGUGAGGAUACCGCCCCCUCGAUCCUUACUCUGCUGUGGGUCUGUGUUUGCACAUCAAACCCAGAAAUCAUAUGUGAAGCACUCCUCUAGAGACACACAUUCACACGUAGUGUGACACUGUGACCUGUCACUCACAAACUGCCCUUUUAGAAUAAGAUAAAUCAUGUUUUGUAGACAGCUCAGUUUACCAUCACCUGCACUUAAAAAAAUGACUCAACGUCCUCUUCUCCCCUCUAACUAAAACCCUCCUUUUUCCUUCAGGUGAAGAAAAUAUUUUACUUUUUUUUGAGCAUAUGUUUUCUUUAAAAAAUACAAAACAAAAUCAGUGCUGUCUUCAUAGACAAGGGAUUACUCAUCUGCUCGUUCUGAGGAGGAAAUGUGAAAAGGCCUGGUUUGACUGACGAUGUUAUGACUGGUUGGAUUCUUCAAACUUAAGUGUGAAGUACAGUAUGUUGGACUUUGGUCUGUGCAAGUUUUUUUGUUUUUUUUUGUUAUUGUAUUUUGCGCUAAGUCUGGGUUCAAAGCACUUUCAAUUUAUCCGCUUCAGGAAAUGAAUCUUCUUUAAACUUCCAGCAUUUCAUUUUAUGUUUCACAUGAGAUGUCUGUCUGCAAACCAAACUGCAGUUUUGUCUUUAUUCUAAGUUGUUAAAAGAAAGUGGCCCCAGCUAUGCUUUAAGUAUUAUAUAUUACCGUGGUCCUGCCGAGGCUGCACUGAGACAAUCAUUAAGUUAAGAUAAAGUCCGUUGUAAACUCUGGAUUCAUUUUUCAAAACAGUAACUAAGCGAUACCAGCUUUUUAAAACCCAAUCUGGACUCCUCUGUCGGGUCCAUGAACACUCUGGGAAACACUGCACAUUCAGACUGUGCGUAAAUCUGAUAUCGCUCUAUCACACGAAUUUCGAUCUCCUCUAAUAACGCUAAUUUCACAGAACACGUCAGGUGGAAUGGAGACUCUAAUUUAGGGAUGCUAAAAAAUAACACACUACAAGCUGCCAAGAAUGCAUUUUUACUCCAUUAAUGCCAAAACCUUCACUAAUGACCCGAGUGCUUGUCUCAAUGAAAACUACAACUAUUUUUUUGUACAUGGCAGGUUGUUAUUACUAUUAGACACAGGCAUUAAUUUCAUUGCUCAGCUUCCUGUCAUCAUAUAAUAUAUACAUGUAAUUAUUUUGUGUUCACACACUAUAUUGUCAUUUUUUUUCCUGAAAUGAAUCUGAAGCAAGAUUUAUUAUCUACUUGUCUUUUAAAUCCAUUCAUAAAUUGUUUGGGUUAAAGUCUGUAACACAGACCGAAGCCUGGCUGUUUAAGGCUCAGUGUUCACUGGGAGUAUUUGUGCUGAUGCGAGGCGCUUUUUAUCCUGUAGUACUGUACACGUAAGAGCAGUUACAGCCAAGCAGUUAUUCAGAUGGUGAUGCUGAUGUCGGGGGAGGUUAACUCAGACAAUCGCUGCUGUCAGCUGAAAACCCUCCGGCUCUUAAUUUCAGUGUCUUCCAUCCACAUAUAUCUUUUUUUUUUUUCAUGGUUAAAUGUGAGAGUGAAAUAGUUUUUUUCGUGCACUGCGUUUGACCCCGCAGCUCAUAAAAUCCAUUCAGAAAUACACAGGCUUCUUUGUGAAAUUAAGGGAGAUUGUCUUAAUUUUUUAAAAAACUUCUUGAGAAAUGAAGUUUUCGACUGACAGCAAAGUGAUGAUGAUACUGCUGUGAUAAAGGCAGUUGGUCCACUCUGACAUUAAAUAUAUUAUUUUUAUUCUUUUUAAUUAUUUUAUUUAUUUGCUUUGCUGUUGCAGCGGAAUAGCUGGCUUCCCUGUUAGAAGGAUGAACUUUCAUGUGGAAAAAGUGAAAAGCUAUUUUAUGUUGAACUGAGAGAAAGAGCAAUCAGUUUACAUUUGAAGGUGAAAAAAAGCACAAAAUUAUGGACACUUAUGUACAAAGUACAAAAUAAUUUUCUGUUUUUAAUUGUCUCGUUUUCAGACGGCAGGUAAUUACAGUAUGUUCAUGCUGUGGAAUCAAACCACCUCUGUUCAAAGUGGCCUUCAGUCACUAAAACAAAUUGAUGUGAUUUUUGUUUAACUGUAAGUGCUUAAGGUGACAUUGCAUAGGUAACAUUUUUAGCCAGCGUGAAUGAGUAGGUGAUGAUGGCUCAUUUUGCUGUGAGAUUUGAUAAAGUCUCUUAAAUGUUAACCUGUGGCGAAAAGAGUUGGAUUCUUGAGUUAAAUGUAAAAAAAAAAAAAGAAACCCAAAAGACAGAAUUCAUGUUAUUUCUAUUAUGAGGUAAAUCAAUUUCUGUGUACAUGGACACAGAGAAAGAGAGACUCGGUUUGCGAGCUCAGAUUUUCAGCCAUAUGAGGUUUAUUUCCCUCUAGUGCGAACAGGUGUGAGCUGGAAAAUGCGCUCUCAUCCCUGUGAAAUCCACUUAAGUCCUGUCACUGUGGGCUCAUUGAAACAUCAAUAACAAAGGUGAAUUCUGUCUUAAGGUGGACUUUGAACGUUUUUGUUUUGAUCUUCUACUGUCACCGGAACCUUAAUCUCCUUAAAAUCCCCUUUAAUACACAAGUUGUCCUGUUGGUCUGUAUGGUUAUUCUGUUGUUUCAUCUGUCUCUGAGCAUGUGUGUGUGUGUGUUGGUGUGUGUGAGCUCACAAAGUACCUGCGGGAUGUUUGAUCAGUGGUUCCCCAGAGAAGUUCUUGUCACUAUCAAUCAUGACAACUCGGAGCUGUGCGUGUGAACGUCUCUGCAUAUUUGUCUUUUCUGUUUGUCUUUCCCUUUGUCUGUGUGCGUGUGUGUAUGUGUGUCUGCGCGUGCGUGGGUGUGUUGUUUGUACUGUGUCGUAUAUCUUGUUCUGCCAUAUUUGAACAAUAAAACAGGAUAUGAGA
Molecule: messenger RNA, 5122 nt
Organism: Toxotes jaculatrix (banded archerfish)
Lineage: Eukaryota; Metazoa; Chordata; Actinopteri; Toxotidae
Product: A-kinase anchor protein 7-like
Exons: 10
Coding region: 428-1936 (502 amino acids)
Cellular component (GO): cytosol
Molecular function (GO): protein kinase A regulatory subunit binding
Source: RefSeq, a predicted model, not a curated record